This is a messenger RNA of Lontra canadensis (Northern American river otter), 3493 nucleotides long. RefSeq names its product ras homolog family member J (gene RHOJ). Gene Ontology annotation, molecular function: GTPase activity; GTP binding. Gene Ontology annotation, biological process: small GTPase-mediated signal transduction. The record is from RefSeq and is a predicted model, not a curated record. The coding region runs from base 302 to 1150 and encodes 282 amino acids. The transcript is spliced from 5 exons. Lineage: Eukaryota; Metazoa; Chordata; Mammalia; Carnivora; Mustelidae.
UAAUAUGGAAUGCAGCAGGAAACCCAUGAUUUCCUGAUACUCAGCAAGCUGGAGGAAGCAAGGGAAAACUCCAUUAAAUAGCCCAGCUUCCCUCCAUGUUAGAUGUGAAGUGGAAAAGGGGGAAGAUUUAGCAGAAUUCCAUAGUCUUCAGCCAGGCUGGAGAGGGGAAGGGCACAGCAAAACCCUUGGGCUGUUGAAAUUUCUAGACUGCCAGGAAGCCCCUAGAAUUCAGAGAAAAAUGAGGGUUUCUUAACUCAGACUAGAGGGGGAAGGGGACAGAUGCUUUUAAUCGUUCUCCCAAAUGUGUGCUACCUUUCUUGACCAGGAUGGUAAGCAUGAGGGCAUGUGCCAGCUGCCUCGGACAGGUCCCUGUGACCCCAGGCACCCCAAGGAAGGCAGAGUGAUCUCGAGCCCGCUGCUCACUCGCUUCCCGCGCUCCAUGGGCUUGGGGAGAAGCAGGAGAAGCCACAGCAACUGCCCGGUCCCAGCAGCUGGAGCCGCCCGGAUGAGCUGCACAGAGGGAGGUGACAGCAGCUGUGGCUGCGGGGGCACGGAGGAGAAGAAGAUGCUGAAGUGUGUGGUGGUGGGGGACGGCGCCGUGGGGAAAACCUGCCUGCUGAUGAGCUACGCCAACGACGCUUUCCCAGAGGAGUACGUGCCCACUGUGUUUGACCACUAUGCAGUUACCGUGACAGUGGGAGGCAAGCAACACUUGCUCGGACUGUAUGACACCGCGGGACAGGAGGACUACAACCAGCUGAGGCCACUCUCCUACCCCAACACUGAUGUGUUUUUGAUCUGCUUCUCUGUCGUGAAUCCUGCCUCUUACCACAACGUCCAGGAGGAAUGGGUCCCAGAGCUGAAGGACUGCAUGCCUCACGUGCCUUACGUCCUCAUAGGGACCCAGAUUGAUCUCCGCGAUGACCCCAAAACCUUGGCCCGUUUGCUGUAUAUGAAAGAGAAACCUCUCACUUACGAGCACGGUGUGAAGCUUGCAAAAGCGAUCGGAGCACAGUGCUACUUGGAAUGUUCGGCUCUAACUCAGAAAGGUCUCAAAGCGGUUUUCGAUGAAGCGAUUCUCACCAUUUUCCACCCCAAGAAAAAAAAGAAACGCUGCUCUGAGUGUCACAGCUGCUGUUCAAUUAUCUGAGGCUGCUGGGGGUCUGGCCUCCACCCCACCUAAAGGUGACAGUGGCACCGACCUCUCAGACCAAGCUCAAGCCAUGAAGGAAGGCGCGACCAGAGAGGAAGUCCCUUUGCACGGAGCCCUGCUCCUCUACCCCAGGAGCCCCCAGCGAGCACAGCACACCAACUGCCACGUCCUCCCCUCUCAGCCCGAAGCAUCCACAUUGCACACUCCAUGAAAAUGCUGAGCCCUCCCAGAUGUCAGCCAGCGCUGCUGCUGAUCAUAUUGCAAAUGAAAGCAAAGACCAUGUUGCAUUUUGCGUCUUCCCUCCAUGAACGUGAAGCUGAUGAGAGGAGAUCAUCACCAAGAUACCAGAAGAGGAACUCAGUUCCUGUAUUGGUGGCCUUACCCCGUGUCUUCUACAAAACCCAGGAACACUAUACUAACCUUGUUCUCUGAAUCUGUUGUUAAACCUAUGUGUCUUGCAUUUACUUGUAUUAUUUUUUAAAAUGUACUAAUUUAUCAAUUUACUCAGGCCUUACAAGUCCAUACCAAAUUAGCCUCAAGGCAAAGAUUUUUAUAUUCAUUUCCAUUUUCAGCCUGUUUCUACCAAAGCUAUUAGAACCAACGCGUACCUCUGAAUGCCUGACUGUAAGAAGGAAACAAGAAAAUGUUACAACUUUUGGAAAUUUACAAAGAUUUUUGAACCUGGUUGAAAGAAAAACACCACCUGAAUUGUUGCAGGUCCCCAUUUUUGCCAAAGAUUCACCCUAGAAAUGCUUUUGCUGAUGGGUAGCCUUAUUUUUUUCCCAUAUUUAUAUUGUCAUGGCAAAUUACAAAUGAACUGUGUUUAAGAAAGUAGUAUUUCUGCUUUUUAAUCAAACUGAUUGGAGAAGAAUAUGGCAGACCUAAGUUUUAAAAUAUUCUUUAUUCAGCAAAGUGAAAUUUCCUGCUCCCUCCCUUCCUAGGUGCCUGCCCUUUUCCUCCCUUAAUUUCACUUUCUCCCUUGCCCAAUAAUAACCUGAUCUAAAAGAAAUUCUGGCCAUGGGGCAUGAAAAAGUAAAUGUUUAAAAGUCCCCAAAGGUUAAGCAAAGUGCUUCCAUAUUUCCACUUGCUUCAACCCGAAGGGCUUCUCAGCUUGGUUCAUGUCCACUCCCCGUUCCAUUUAAAUGACAUUUUCCAAGUACAGCUGGUACUAAUAUAUUGCCUCUCCCUACUUCCUACACUCACUGUCCCAAAUGUGUAUUUAGGGGAUGGAUCUGUGGGUACCAAGUUCUGAAUCCGUUUAUCCCCUGCUUCCAAAGUGCUGUGCUCUGUAGAAUAACACCUUGGGUCUUUGAAAGUAAAAGCUCCCAGUAAGGAAUGAUGUGCGCUUUCUAUAUGCCUCUUCCAAAUAGCGAGGGAUUCUUGCAUCACAGAGUGAAUUAUUUCCUAGCUUUUAAUUAGAGACGAUAAAGUCUCCUAAUUAGUAUUAUUUGCUUGCAAUUACCCUGGAAACACCCAGGUAGGCAGUUUACUUUUUAUUUCAAUUGCAUAAGCAAAGUGCCUCUUGCAGCAUCAAAUGACACCAAUUUUAGCAUAACAAUUUCCAGAUUCACACUCCUUCUGUUGGAAAAAUCCAGUCUUUUCCUAGUCCCUGCUGCUCCCGGAGAUAGCCCCAUAUAAAAGAAACAUAUGAUGUGGGUCUUCUCUGUUAACGCCUUCCAUGACAUCCCCUCAGUUUUUGGGUUUUGUUUGUUUGUUUAGAAUUUCUGAAAUGAGUUGUUCCUUCUUCCAUGUUGCAAGUCCUAUUUCCCUGCUCGACCAUCCAGUUGCUAAACAUUUUCUUAAACACACACAUACAGGCACGCAUACACACAGACAGAGACACACACACCCCCAAACUAAAAGAAAACGGGAGUUUUGUGAGCCAAAGCUUGACAUUUAGAGACAACUAGGACUUUCUUCCUCUGUAAAUGGAAAUCAACCAUCCAUAAACAGUAACUUUACAGAGGUUAUGGAUUCCUUCUUUACAAACAAUAAUGAGAAUUUAGCCCUGUAAUAAAUGAAAUGCUGUUAGCCAGUUUUGUUGCAUCAUUGCAUGGUUACAUCUUACUAAAGGGCCAUUCCUCACUUCUCACUGAUGUUGAUGAAAGAGUGCGUAUGUUUGCUCUACGAAGGAGAACUUUCCAAACAUGUGCAUCUAAGAGGCAAAUGAUUCCCCAGGCCAUGACCUGCCUACUGGACCAUGGGAAUUAACGAGUUCACAGUGAGAAAAUCACUCUCCCACCUAGAACCAGAACCUGGAGACAAUCUGUUAGUGUCUGGGUGGAGAGGCUGCUAAAGGUCAUAAAGGUCAUAAAGCUCAUUAUUAAAUAAAAUAAUGAA